CGUGUUGAUCUUUUUGACACACGCACCGGAGCGUCAGCUUCAAGCGGACCAUCACUACCUCACGCAUCUAAAGCUGAUCAGCAGGAGGAGAAGAGUCUGACGGAGCAGCAGAGGAACAUUUUCAGCUACUUGGACUCAGCUCAGCCACUACAGAGAAAACAAUGAGCUCAACACAGAAGGACCAACAUGGAGCAAGAAGUCAGCGCUCUCAGGAGGCCGACAAACCUCACAGAAGAAAGGGAGAGAAAACACACACCUGUGACGAGUGUGGGAAGGGUUUUACUGGUAAGGGUUUACUAAAACAGCAUCAGGUCAUCCACACUGGAGAGAGACCGUUCAGCUGUGACUUGUGUGGAAAGUCUUUUUCCUGGAAGGGUCACCUAAAACAACACCAACUCGUCCACAGUGGAGUUAAAGCGUACACCUGUGACGAGUGUGGGAAGGGUUUUACUGUGAAGGCGUCACUAAAACAGCAUCAGGUCAUCCACACUGGAGAGAGGCCGUUCAGAUGUGACUUGUGUGGAAAGUCUUUUUCCUGGAAGCAUUCCCUAAAAGAACACCAACUCAUCCACAGUAGAGUUAAAGCGUACACCUGUGAGGAGUGUGGGAAGGGUUUUAAUUUGAAGGCUAACCUAAAAAAGCAUCAGAUCAUCCACACUGGAGAGAGGCCGUUCAGCUGUGACUUGUGUGGAAAGUCUUUUUUCUGGAAGGGUUCCCUAAAACGACACCAACUUAUCCACAGUGGAGUUAAAGUGUACACCUGCGACGAGUGUGGGAAGGGUUUUACUGUGAAGGCUUCACUAAAACAGCAUCAGGUCAUCCACACUGGAGAGAGGCCGUUCAGCUGUGACUUGUGUGGAAAGUCUUUUUUCUGGAAGGGUUCCCUAAAACAACACCAACUCAUCCACAAUGGAGUUAAAGUGUACACCUGCGACGAGUGUGGGAAGGGUUUUACUUUGAAGGCUAACCUAAAACAGCAUCAGGUCAUCCACACUGGAGAGAGACCGUUCAGAUGUGACUUGUGUGGAAAGUCUUUUUCCUUCAAGGGUUACCUAAAAACACACCAACUCAUCCACAGUGGAGUUAAAGCGUACAGCUGUGAUCAGUGUGGCAGAGCUUUUACUCACAGUAGCCACUUAGAGAGGCAUCUAGUUACCCACUCUGGAAUUAAGGCAUACAGCUGUGACAUCUGUGGAAAAACUUUCAGCCAGAGAGGAAGCCGAAAUGUACACCUACGCAUUCACACCAGACAUGAUGUGUACUGCUGUGAACAGUGUGGCAAAUACUUUGCUACACACGCACAGUUACAACUACACAUGUUUAACCACACUGAGGGACGACCUUAUAAAUGUGACCUGUGUGAGAAGACUUUUAAAUCUCCACAUUACCUGAGACGACACCAACAGAUCCACACCAGAAAGAGACUCUACAAGUGCAGUUACUGUGAGAAGCAGAGCGACACAGAAGGAUCCAGUUCUCAACCCUGUCAUCACCGUGGUGGUGGGAAAGAGUUUCAUUGUGACCUCUGUGGAAAAACUGUCAGUUGCCAAGCCACCCUAAAAACACAUCAACGUAGACACAGUGGAGAGAAACUGAAAUACUGCAAAGAAUGUGGGAGAAGCUUCACCAGAUCAUAUCACUUAAAGAAACAUGAACUGAUUCACAGUGGGGUCAAAAAGCACCUCUGUGAUCAGUGUGGGUCAUCCUUCACCACUGCAGGUGACCUUAAAACCCACAAACGAGUCCACACAGGAGAGAAACCAUACAAGUGCAGACACUGUGACAAAAGCUUCUCACAAUCAGGUCAUCGUAUCAAGCAUGAACGUACACACAUGGAAGGAAACUACAGCUGUGACCAGUGUGACAAGAGCUUCAGGAUUCUCAGUUCAUACUCUGAACACAAACGAUCCCACGUUACUAAUAAACUGUUUCACUGUUACCAAUGUGCCAAAACAUUCACUUCAUUGUCUGCUCUGUGCAAACAUCAGAGUGAUCACUCAGGGCUGAAACCACUCACAUCACUGGAUCACAGUGAAUCUGAAGAGACAGAAAGAUCCUCUGGUUUCAGAGUCAGACUCAAAAAGCUUGAGAUCAGGCUCCACAGAGUUCAGAUAGAAUCAUUUAAACUUGUGUUGAACUGAACUGGUUGCUGGGCUGAACUUCUACAUAAUACAGAUGCACAUGGGAUCUUAUUUUCUGUUGUUUUACUGAGUCAGUUUUGUCCUUUUUUCUCUCUCCUGGUUUUGCUCGUCUGUAAAUAAGGGCUCGGGAUCUAAUGGUAAAUAAUGUUUUGUGUCCUUGUACACAUCAUACAGCUCAGCUGUUCCACAGACGUCAGGUUUACACAGUGGGAUGGUUUGUAAGAACGCAGCUCUCCUGUGGAUAAAUCCUUACUCUUAGCCUCAGGACCUCACACAGUCCCAGCAGGUUUGGUCAGAAGAUUUAU
Messenger RNA from Pelmatolapia mariae (spotted tilapia), 2446 nucleotides. Its product is annotated as gastrula zinc finger protein XlCGF57.1-like. The record is from RefSeq and is a predicted model, not a curated record. Gene Ontology annotation, biological process: negative regulation of transcription by RNA polymerase II. Gene Ontology annotation, cellular component: transcription regulator complex; chromatin; PcG protein complex. Gene Ontology annotation, molecular function: RNA polymerase II cis-regulatory region sequence-specific DNA binding; DNA-binding transcription repressor activity, RNA polymerase II-specific. Bases 162 to 2141 code for a protein of 659 amino acids. Lineage: Eukaryota; Metazoa; Chordata; Actinopteri; Cichliformes; Cichlidae. The transcript has 4 exons.